This is a messenger RNA of Loxodonta africana (African savanna elephant), 6342 nucleotides long. It is a transcript of the gene VIPR1, whose product is annotated as vasoactive intestinal peptide receptor 1. The transcript has 13 exons. Gene Ontology annotation, molecular function: peptide hormone binding; vasoactive intestinal polypeptide receptor activity; G protein-coupled peptide receptor activity. Gene Ontology annotation, cellular component: plasma membrane. Gene Ontology annotation, biological process: adenylate cyclase-modulating G protein-coupled receptor signaling pathway; cell surface receptor signaling pathway. Bases 65 to 1450 code for a protein of 461 amino acids. The record is from RefSeq and is a predicted model, not a curated record. Lineage: Eukaryota; Metazoa; Chordata; Mammalia; Proboscidea; Elephantidae.
UGCACAGCCGGCCCGCCCGCCCAUUACCCGCGCGGGGCAGCCUGCUGCAGACUCGGGGCGGACCAUGAGCCCGCCGCCCACCACCUGGCUAUGCGCCCUGGCCGGCACCCUCGCCUGCGCCCUCAGCCCCGCGGCUGCAGCAAGAUGUGGGAUAACCUCACCUGUUGGCCGGCCACCCCUCGGGGCCAGGUGGUCGUCUUGGGCUGUCCCCUCAUCUUCACUCUCUUCUCUUCUAGUCGAGGGGGACGAGGGGCUCCAGGCAACAGAGUGCCCCUUCAGUCACUGCUGGGAGCCCAAAAAGAUCUGGAGUCAGGCUGACCAGGAUCUGCAUACCAAGUCUGCUGCUUCCUUGCUUGUAACCACCGGCCUCAACGUGAGCCGAAGCUGCACUGAAGAGGGCUGGACACACCUGGAGCCUGGCCCCUACUCUGUUGCCUGUGGCUUGGAUGACCAGGAAUUGAGUUUGGAUGAGCAGCAGCAGACCAGGUUCUAUAGUUCAGUGAAGACUGGCUACACCAUCGGCUACAGCCUGUCCCUUGCAGCCCUUCUGAUCGCCAUGGCUGUCUUGAGCUUGUUCAGGAAGCUUCACUGCACAAGGAACUACAUCCACAUGCACCUCUUCAUGUCCUUCAUCCUGAGAGCCACCGCUGUCUUCAUCAAAGACUUGGCCCUGUUCAACAGUGAGGAGUCAGACCACUGCUCUGCAGGCUCGGUGGGCUGUAAGGCAGCUGUGGUCUUAUUCCAGUACUGUGUCAUGGCCAACUUCUUCUGGCUGCUGGUAGAGGGACUCUACCUACACACCCUGCUCGCCAUCUCCUUCUUCUCCGAGCGGAAGUACUUCUGGGGGUACAUACUCAUCGGCUGGGGGGUACCCAGCACCUUCACCAUGGUGUGGACCAUCAUCAGGAUCCAUUUUGAGGAUGAUGGGUGCUGGGACACCAUCAACUCCUCAUUAUGGUGGAUCAUAAAGGCCCCCAUCCUCACCUCCAUCUUGGUAAACUUCAUCCUGUUCAUUUGCAUCAUCCGAAUCCUGGUUCAGAAACUGCGGCCCCCAGAUGUCAGGAAGAGUGAUAGCAGCCCAUACAUGAGGCUGGCCAAGUCCACGCUCCUGCUGAUUCCCCUGUUUGGAGUCCACUACAUCAUGUUUGCCUUCUUCCCUGACAACUUUAAGGCUGAAGUGAAAAUGGCCUUUGAGCUCGUCCUGGGGUCUUUCCAGGGUUUUGUGGUGGCCAUCCUCUACUGCUUCCUCAAUGGCGAGGUGCAGGCUGAGCUGCGAAGGAAAUGGCGGCGCUGGCACCAGCAGGGCGUCCUGGGCUCAAACCCCAAAUACCAGCACCCUUCUGGAGUCAUUAACUGUGCCACGAGCAGCACUCAGGUCUCCAUGCUGAGCCGCAUCAGCCCAGAUGCACGCCGCUCCUCCAGCUUCCAAGCUGAAGUCUCCCUGGUGUGACUGCUGGGCACCCAGGGCGGCCCUUCUGCCCCCACCCCCCCCCAGGUGGCACGGGAAACAGAGGCCUGCCUGGACGCGGCUAGCCCCAGCUGUGGGCAUAGAACGUGCUCCGGCCCCCAAGUCACUGUCUGGACUUCCUUGGGGAGUGCAGCCCUUGUGCUUGCCUGGGAAAUAGGAGGGUGCAUACCUGGGAGAGCCAAAGAAGAGGUGGGAGUGCUUCCCCUGCAGGAUGUAGGGUGGAAAUCAGUCAUCAGACUCCUCCCACAAAGCCCCCCUCUGCCAAUCAAGAGCAGGAAAUCUGACUUUGACCCCUGAUAGCUCUCCUGAUCAAUCAGAGGAAGGCAGCCCCUCCUCCAACGCUGUUGGUGUGAUCUGAGAGGACAAUGGUCAUGCCCAGAAAGGUCACCCACCCGCCACCAGCCACCACCUCAACGGUGCCUGAAAUUCCAUCAUUACUGUCACAUUCCUUUGGGUUAAGCAUUGCCACUCACACAUCUCUCUGAAGAUGCAUUUCCCCCUCCCCCAGGGCCUGCUCUGAGCUGCCAGUUCGAUACGUGAGUGAGUUUCUCUGCCUCAGGCAGCUGCGGUUGUGAUGUUGGGUUUGGGGGGCACAGCUACCUCUGCAGUCCCCUCUGAGAUGGAGCUAGGGGCUCCAAGGGCCCUCUCAGACCAUGGCUGUGGCUGGAACCAUGCACCCUGAGGACCUGAGAACCCUGAAGCUUCUGGGGAGCCUACCCACUCUCCAACCCUGGCAGCUCUACAUCCAGCCAAGAGGAAACAGUUCUAUUCUUAGGUCAAUAUGAAGCAGCUGACAGAGCUGCUGGAGGUCCCAGAAAUGGUUAAGUAUGAGCCUUCCAAAGGCUGAAGUCAUUCCAGCAGAGAAGGAAUAGAUGGAGUGUGAGAUGACCAUGUCACCCUUGCCUAGGGUUCAGUCAAGAGGAGGUAGAUAGAAGAGAGCACAGAUGUCACCAAAACAAGUAAACAGAGGCAGUAUGACUAAUAGAAAAGUUUAGAAACAGGUAGUAGGGUGAAGUAGAUGAUGUCAGUCAGAAAGAGAUGUCUCCAUAGUCAUUGCCCAAGCUGAGAUCUGAGAAUUGGAGGGGCUCCUUCUCCAGAGAUGAGCUGAGGUGGUAGAAGAGGGGCAGGGAAGGAAGAGAAGCAGAAGCCAGAGGAGCCAACAGAUCCUAGAAGCAGGGUGUUUGUAGAGAGGAGGGCAGCACCUUGCCUUCCACUUCCUGUAAACUUGCAAGGAGGCUGUCUUGCUGCCGGAGCAGGAGAGAGAUGCCAAGCUGUUAAGAAGAGACCAGAGAGGGCUGGUAAAAGCUCAGAUCUACCCACAAAGCUCUUUCAAAGUCUUGUUCUGCUCACUACCAUCCCAUGACCCAUCACCAAAUGACAGCCCCAGCCCAGCAUCCUGCAGAGGAUAUGUGUGACUGUGAGCCUGAGGCAGGGGCAGCCCCAGGUAAAUACCCUUUCAUCAGUUGUCCAGUAGUAGCUAACACCUUCCAUCUACAUUCAUAAACACACCAUGCCCUGCCCUGUGCAUGGUCAGCUGUACGACAGAGGAGGUGGUACUCCCAGCUUUGGCCUCAAGUACUCCCAGGCCUGCUGGAGAGAGCAUUCUCAGCUCCCCCACCCCCAGGCCAACAGUGUCUGCUGACUUCCAGUGAGAGACCUCCAGUUCCAGGAAGGUGCUGAUGGUGAAGAGCUGGGCUGGGGACUUGGGGGACCAGGGACUUCCAUUCUUCCUGGAGGGUCUCACACUCCUGCUACUCCCAAGGCAUGAGGGAUAAGAGGAAACAGGCAAUGUGUCCAUGUGCCUCUCACCCAGCUGGGCAUGGCACUCACCCUCUCUGAUUUCCCUCCUUCUCUUCCUCCCUCCCUACUCUGUGCUUCCCCAAACUGGUUCCUUGUUCACUCCCAUACUUCUCAGAAAGGUCCAGAAGACAGAGCCCAAGUUGUUUAGUCCUGAUUCUGCUUCACAUUUGUUCUGAGACCAUAAGCAGGUCGUGAUCUCUGGACCUCAGUUUCUCUAUCUGUACAAUAGAGGGUGUUGUGUGGGGAGUUCUUCACGUCCUCCUGGCCAAGGCUUUGGUGGCUAACAAGAAGAGGGCUGCCCAGAGCCCUCAGCCACCUGCUCUGCCCUCUGAGCUCAGAAAAGGAGGACAGCAGCUGAAGGGGAAACCUCAAAUACUCUGGGGGCCAAGGGCAUACACAGAGGAUGGAGCCUGUGCAGAGAACUCGGUUUGAGAAUUGGAGGGGCUCUUCUAGAGAUGAGCUGAGGUGGUAAAGAGGGGCAAGGAAGGAAGGGAAGCAGAAACCAGAGAAGCCAACAGAUCCUAGAAGCAGGGUGUAUGUAGAGGAAAGGGCAGCACCCUAUCUUCCAGAUCAGGGAUCUCACAGGCUGCCUGAGGUAUGUGAAGGCCAAGUGCGGCCCCCAGACCAAGCUGAAGCUGGUCCGUCCACCACAGUGCCUGAAAUCCCAACAUCAGUGUCAUGGCUUCAGGGAAAGGCAGAGAGCCCUGCGUAAGGGAGCAGAGUUACCAGGCAAGAGGGUGUAGAGUGAAUGAAACGCAUAGAGACUGAAGAUACGGGCAACAAAAGGCAGGACAGCUGAGGCCCUCUGACCAGGGAGGGGACAAGAGGUGAAAAGCCCAGUGAAGCCAAAACACAGAUGCAGACCAGCAGAGGCUGUAACUGGGCAUCCCGACCUGGAAACAGACAUGGAGUAGGGGUGACCACGAGCAGCACUCCUCCUCCUUCCCCUCUACCCCCCAGGUCCCAGGGUCCCUAUCCUGCUUUGCAGGACACUUGUCAGUCAAGGCCAGUUCAUCUCUGUCGCCACCUGGUGGGUGCUUCAAGGAUUUCACCAAGGUUAGCUGUAGUGCCCCAAAGACCAGGUUGCGGGCCCCUGCCCAGGAGGCCUAGUGACACAGGGCAGGUCUCUCUCAGCUGCAUUUCAGAGUGACAGACAAGAGGGAGGUGGUGAGGCACAGGACUGGUGACCCCAGGGUCAGCCUGGGGAUAAGGAAACCCAGGGCCUGGGCCCCAUACCCAGGACCCCUGAUCUUGGUGAACCCUGGGAUCUGUGCCUCAGAUCCAGCUGUGACACCUGGCAGAGCCUGCCUCUGGUUAACCACAGGCUAGGCCUUGGCCCGUGUCCAGAUUGAAACCUGGCCCCUGGCCCCUGACCCCAGAUCCCAGUCUCUGAGGCCAAAGCCCAGUUAACCCAGGUUAGCACCUCCUCGGACGACAAAGACAAGGAAACCUCCCUCCCCAGCACUGAGAUCCACCAGUGUGUAGAUGUCAGAGCAACCAUGUAAAUGAUUCCUGCCAAGCAGGGACACGGGCUGCCCAAGGACGUUGGCCAGUCUGUCUGCAGUCAGGAUAGCGAGCAGCUUCUCAGGUGAGGUAACAUCGGGCUGGUCUCUGAGGACUAGGUGGGCUCCCUGGGCCCCACAGGAGCAGGAUGAGUAAUAGGGACACCUGAAACCAAGUGACUGGCUCCUGGAGCCCUUUCCAGCAGGAACACAGGGGAGGCUUCUUAAAUGAGGCCAAAGGGGUGGGGAUGGCUACUCUGGCUGCUGUGAAGGGCCCCAGGGGCAGGUCUGGGAGAAGUGGCCAGUCCAUUAUCCAGGUGAGGGAGGAGGAAGAGCAGGUUUGGGAGAUGAUGACCUGGUUUUGCACAUGCUGAAUGCAAUGUCUGUGGGACACCUGGUGAGAAGCCCCAAAGCUGUUGGAAAUAGGACCUAAAGUGACAGGGCCCAGGCAGGGGCCGAGGAGACCAGGACAGCCCCUGGGUGUGGGAGAGGGGUGCACAGGGAGUCUUUAGCCCAAGGCACCUCCAUACGAUGUGCUGGGCAGAGGAGGGGUAUGGAGUCAGCAUCAGCCCCUCUGUUCUCACCCCUCACCAGGGCCUGUUUUAAUGAGCAGUGACCCAGCCUCUCCCCACAACCCCCCCCCCCAUGUGGGAACAGGAACUGGUCUUAUCUCUCCCGGGGGAGGGGGCUGGAGCCACAGCUGGCAGUCAUUAAACACCCUCAUCACGCCAGGGAUGGCCGAGAUAUUAAUAGCCAGGAGCCGAUGGCCCUGGAGACAGACACAGGCUCCCAGGAAGAGGGACAGUAACCUCACAGGCCAUGGGGAUGAAGGGGACGGGUCAGGAAGCCAUCCCAGCAAUGCCCCAGCCUCCUCCACGCAGGACAGAGAGGGAAACCAAUGUCCAGAGAAGGGAAGGAAUUGCUCAGGGUCUCCAGCAAGUCACUGACAGAGCCCAGCCUUGAACUGAGUUCUCCAAAUUCAAAGCCCUGCUCCGCCCAGUGUGUGGAUUGUCACAGGAGAGACUGAUUGGGAGUGCCCUGUGGGAGGACACAGGAGGAGCAGACCAGGUUGGGGCUGCUGAUCUUGUCUUUACUACUUUUUUAAAAAUUGAGGUCAAAUUCACAUAACAGAAAAUUUACCAUUUUGAAGUGAACAAUUCAGGGGCAUUUUGUGCAUUCACAGUGUUGUGCAACCACCUCUGUCUAGUUCCAGAACAUUUUCAUCAGCCCACAAGGAAACCCCAUACCUGCUAAGCAGUUGCUCCCAUUGCCCCCUCCUCCCCACUCCUGGUAACCACCGAUCUGCAUCCUGUCUCUAUGGGUUUACCUCUUCUGGGUAUUUCAUAUAAACAGAAUCGUACAAUAUGUGACCUUUCACAUCUGGCUUCUUUCACUUAGCAUAAUGUUUUCGAAGUUUAUCCACAUCGUAGCAUGUAUCAGUACACUUUAAAUUUUUGAUAUUUUGUUCAUUAUGUAUUUUUGCAUUACUUUUGAUUUUUUUUAAUAUUGCAUUAAAAUAUUAUUUAUCUUGCUUACUGAGUUUUCUGGUGCCCUCUUGUAUUUUGCACCUCA